This is a messenger RNA of Botrytis sinoallii, 1607 nucleotides long. RefSeq lists its product as uncharacterized. The record is from RefSeq and is a predicted model, not a curated record. Gene Ontology annotation, molecular function: ATP hydrolysis activity; ATP binding. NCBI's taxonomy places the organism in Eukaryota, Fungi, Ascomycota, Leotiomycetes, Helotiales, Sclerotiniaceae. The coding region runs from base 1 to 1512 and encodes 503 amino acids. The transcript has 6 exons.
AUGACUUUCAGAGUUUUCGGGUUUGUUUUGAGAACCCGGAAGUGGGCCAAACUCGACCUCAAAUAUCUACGUUACGAGAAUGAAGCAAACAACAAAACGGUGCAAACAGCUUUCGAACGGCUCGUCCUUCCCGAAGGUCACAAGGACGUAGUACAGGCAUUGGUUACCCAGCAUUUUCGCGACAAGAAGACAUCCUCUGUUCGAGAUGAGCAAUACGAUCUUGUUCGAGGGAAAGGGAAGGGCCUUAUCAUACUCCUUCAUGGUGCUCCAGGAGUCGGAAAGACUACGACGGCUGAGGGUGUAGCGGAAUCAUUCAAGAGACCUCUCUUUCAAAUUACUUGUGGAGAUUUAGGUACCACCGCACAUGAAGUAGAGAAGGAAUUCGAGAGGAAUUUUGCCCUUGCAAGUCGGUGGGGUUGUGUUCUUUUACUGGAUGAAGCAGAUGUUUUCCUUGCUCAGCGAGAGCGCAAAGACUUCAUACGGAAUGGCUUAGUAGCGGUGUUUCUAAGAGUACUCGAGUACUAUGCGGGUAUACUUUUUCUCACUACGAAUCGAGUUGGCGACUUUGAUGAGGCGUUCGCUUCCAGAAUCCAUAUGAGUUUAUACUACCCGGAGCUCAAUCGAGAGCAGACGGAGAAAGUCUUCAAGCUCAACCUUGAGCUCAUCGAAAGCCGUUUCAAGGCUCAGAAUCGAGAAUUGGAAUUCGACGAUUCCGCUGUUCUAAGCUUCGCAAAACAACAUUACGACGAACAUAAACAUGCACGAUGGAAUGGACGACAAAUUCGCAAUGCCUCACAAACAGCCCUAGCUCUUGCUGAAUUCGAUGCUCUCAACAAAUCCCUUGCCCUGGAAAUUGACAAUAGUACAAAGGUGCACUUGAAACAGGGUCACUUCACAACAGUUCAGAAAGCAUAUCUAGCCUUUGCAAAAUAUCUCGGCGAAGUCUUCGGUACGGAGGGUGACAAGAGAGCCGAGGAAAACCAACUUCGCGCUCGAGAAGAAUUGAAUCGAUCUUUCAAAGGUCACCAAAAGGAAAACUCGGAGUCAAAAUAUCGCGAUACCGAAUUCCAACCCACAAAUCAACAUACCAAUGUCGUGUACCAAGGCAACGGACAUCUUCCUCCCCGGGGUCCCUCACCCUACCAACAAACGGGCCACGGGCCCGCCCAAUACGGACCUAGCGGAUCAUUCGGCGGAGCGCAACAAGAGACAUAUAGUUACAAUCAACCAACCAGAUUGGUACCGUCUAAUACCCCCUACAAUCAACCUAGUAUAGUCCACGAAUCUCAUGGAGGACAACAACAUCCAAAUCAAUAUUCGCAGCAGGGAUGGCAGCAGACAGCCCCUCAAACAACUCCCGGUCAGAUCAACGCUAUUCCUCGUCAGAUGCCGAUACCCGUUACUCAAUCAAACCAGGCUAUGUACAAUCAGCCUUACCCUCAAGCGCAGGAUGGAGCACAUGCUCAAAUAUCAUCUCGGGGGUCCGAAUAUAGCGAGUUCCAAGAACGUUAAGAAUUUGCUUCAAUUUCUCUGAUAUUUUUAAAUUUGGCUUGCGUUAAACUCGACUAUGGAAUGGAAUUUAGUAUCAUGAUAACAUCAACUAGGUA